GUGUUUUGUUUUCAAUAGUGGAAGCUAAGUCGGCUUUUUGGUAAAAUUCAACGUAUGCAUUUUCUAUAAAUUUGUAAAUUAAAUUGAAAAUCGCGUAUUGCAUCUUAAAAAUGGGGGCGGAAACCAAAAGUGGUAGCAGUAAUCUGGUCUCGGCUGUGAUCUCCUGCAUACUCAGCUUGGUCAUAUUCGCUACAAUGCGCUUCUACUCCGGCUGGCUAACAGCUACACAAAUGAAUACAAUUGUUGGUGGCUUCGUUGGUUCGUGGUUGUUUGUCUUUGCGUUGACCGCCGUGUCGAAUGUGGAAAUGCUUGUGUUCGGCAAUGAUUUUCAAGCUAAAUUUAUACCAGAAAUAUUGACUUGCCUAACGCUGGCUACCGUGGCUUCCGGUGUGGUGCAUCGAGUUUGUGCCACGACAUGCAUUGUGUUUUGUAUCGCUGCAUUGUAUUUUGUAAAUCGCAUUUCAAAUAAAUAUCACAACAGAGGUACCAGCGCCGUGGAGCAAGCACCUGUUCGCCGCGGUGGUGGAAAGAAAAAUAAGUAGAAGUCGAGUGAAAAAAACGUAUUAAUUAAAAUUUAUAAGUUAUAUGCAAUGAGAGUAGCCUUUUUUGGUAUUGUCAUGACAUUCAAUUGUUGAAAGAAAACGAGGAUUUCUAUACUUAAAGUUAGGGUUUUUUGUCACGAUUCUGAUUCAGUCAAUUUGGAUUUGUUUUCAUUGGUUUAAAUAUUUUGUAAACAAUGAAUUAUGUGAAUAAAUAUCUUGCAGAGUGUCAAGUAUACUGAAAUUAA
Molecule: messenger RNA, 787 nt
Organism: Anastrepha ludens (Mexican fruit fly)
Lineage: Eukaryota; Metazoa; Arthropoda; Insecta; Diptera; Tephritidae
Product: protein KRTCAP2 homolog
Exons: 3
Coding region: 111-542 (143 amino acids)
Source: RefSeq, a predicted model, not a curated record